Molecule: messenger RNA, 645 nt
Organism: Penicillium bovifimosum
Lineage: Eukaryota; Fungi; Ascomycota; Eurotiomycetes; Eurotiales; Aspergillaceae
Product: LITAF-like zinc ribbon domain-containing protein
Exons: 3
Coding region: 1-645 (214 amino acids)
Molecular function (GO): zinc ion binding
Source: RefSeq, a predicted model, not a curated record
AUGGAGCAAAACAAUGCAUCCACGGUGGUUAGCCCACCAGCGUCCAACAAUACAGAUCCUACAACAGCGCCCACAGUAUCUUCGCCAACUGACACCACGCGGUCGCACACAGCACCGGAGACAGUACCGACUGAGCCACCAGCGACAAGAUCACUACCCACUGACGACCCAAUGGCAAUCCUGCCAGCCGUAGGAGCACCACCACCACAAUACGACGAACACAAAAACCACGCCCUAGCACCACUAGAGCCAGCACAGAAAACCACCCCAGCCAGCCCACAAGCCCAAGGUCUCAUUAGUCCCCAGCUACAGGUUAUCCCAAUAGCACAACUAGGCGAAGUCCCCCGGCGCGUCCAGUGUCCAUUUUGCAAUCAAGAAGCCUUGACCAGAACAACCAAGGAGUCGACAAGCUCUACAUCCAUGGCCGCCAUCUGCUGCUGUAUUUUCGGCGGCAUUAUCUGUGCUUUUCUACCCUACUGCAUGGAAAUGUGUCAUGAUACACACCACUUCUGUACGAACUGUGGGGCGCAGGUUGCUACGUUUCCGCACGAGGGGCCUGUGCAGCAGUUUUCGCCGCAGGCCCCUGGGCCGGUCAUUGUUGCACCGGGGCCUAUUAGGCCGCCGGAGGCGGUUAUGAAGAAUUAG